UUUGCACGAUAGCAUGACACCCGACAACAUUUGCUCUUAUUCUGCAAUAAAUAUGCAUGCAGUUUAUAUUUACUUGGAAAUCGUCAAGAGACUUUUUUAAUGCACGGUUGACGCACUCGGUUUCUUUAAAAAAAUGUCGUUAUAUAUAUAUAACCGUUUUAUUUUCGGAGUCUAUCAACAGUCACAGCUAAAACGCCGCAACGAUCACGUCGGGCUGAUACUUGUUCCUCGAAAAUCGCAAAAUGGCUGGUAUUUUAUUGAGUAUACUCGCCGUAAUAAUCGUCUUAACGUAUAUUUAUUUAACAAAAAACUCUGGAUAUUGGGAAAAGCGAGGAAUUCCAUGUGCGUCCGGAAUUUUCUCGGGGAUGGUUGGUAUGUUACCGGUAUUGAGCUUGAGGAUUCCAUACGCCGAACGUUUCUGUCGGAUGUAUGAGGAAAACAAGGAUUUCAGCAUGGUCGGAUUCUAUGAUUUCUUAUCACCGGCGUUGAUGAUCAUCGAGCCGGGACUAGUGAAGACGGUGUUGCAGACAAAUUUUGCGAGCUUCCAGGAGAACCAUAUGAAGGUCGAUCCUAAGCUGGACCCUCUUGCGGUACAAAAUCCUUUUUUCUUGACUGGGGAAAAGUGGAUGACCGGAAGAAAGCGUUUGACUUAUGCCUUUUCAAGCAUGCGAUUGAAGAUACUGCUUGAGAGCGUGAAAUUGGUAUGCGCAGGGUUCGAGAGCUUCUUGGAGAAAAAAUUAGGCAAAUCAGUGAAAGCGGAAUUGGAGUUGAAGAACUUAUUUUCUAAGUACACCGCACAAGUGGUGGCAAGCGCGGGUUUCGGUGUGGAUGGAUUGUGCUUCGAAGAGCAGGAAAGUAAAUCAUCCUUCAGAAACAUCACGAAGGAUAUCUUCAAACCAUCUACCCGAAGCUCGUUUGUUGUCACGCUUAUGUUGCUAUGUCCUCCUUUGUACAAAAUUUUCGGGAUGAGUUUCAUACCGAAGCACGCCGAUCGUUUCUUCAGAGAGCUGGUUGCGGAUCUUAUGGAGAAGAGGAGAACAGAGAAUGUAACAAGGAAUGAUUUUCUCCAGUUGAUGGUGGAAUUAGAGCGAGUGGAGAAUGACAAGUUAGACAUAGAGGUGCUAGCGGGUCACGCAAUAUCGUUCGUCAUAGACGGUUACGAGACCUCCAGCAGUGUUUUGAGCUUCCUUGGCUUCCAAUUAGCAACGCAUUCGGAAGUGCAGGAGAAGUUACGCGAAGAAAUUAUGUCCGUACUAUCCAGAUACAACUACAUUCUCACGUACGAUGCAUUGAAGGAAAUGACAUACAUGGAUCAAGUGAUAAACGAGUCACAGAGAAUCACAGCUAUGCAACAAGUUAUGUCUAAAGUCUGUACGACAAAGUGCGAGUUGAAAGGAUCCGACGGUCUCGUCUGCUCCGUGGAACCUGGGACAUUGGUCAUUAUACCCGCUCAAUCUCUUCAUAAAGAUCCUCGAUAUUGGGACAAUCCCGAAGUAUUUAAUCCUGAAAGAUUCUCUGCAGACGGGAAACAGAACAUCGAGAGAUUCGCUUAUCUCCCCUUCGGUGAAUGGCCGCGAAUCUGCAUUGGAAUGAGGAUGGCUUUGUUACAAAUAAAAGCAUGCCUGGCUGUGCUCUUAAGAAAAUACAGUCUGGAGUUUUCACCCAGAACACAAGUGCCCUUGAAGAUGGUACCUGUAAUUUUGUUACCAUCAGCGAAGGGUGGCGUGUGGGUGUUUAUUCGACCACUGUAAUUGUGAAAAUAGUUCUU
Molecule: messenger RNA, 1768 nt
Organism: Harpegnathos saltator (Jerdon's jumping ant)
Lineage: Eukaryota; Metazoa; Arthropoda; Insecta; Hymenoptera; Formicidae
Product: probable cytochrome P450 28d1
Molecular function (GO): iron ion binding; monooxygenase activity; oxidoreductase activity, acting on paired donors, with incorporation or reduction of molecular oxygen
Source: RefSeq, a predicted model, not a curated record